AUGACUACGUCUAUCCUCGUCCUCGGUCUCGGCGAGCUCGGCGAGGAAGUCGUGAAGGCGAUUGCGCUCCAUCGCAGACGCGACAGCACCCAAGUCUCGGUCCUCCUUCGAUCAAGAAAGCCGGAUCAAAUCAGCAGACUAGAGCAGUGGAAUGUAUCGCUCGUUAAGGGAGAUGUCGACCAAUCCUCACAGGACGAAUUGGCCGCUAUUUUCAAAGACUUUGGUACCGUGAUCUGCUGCAUCGGAAUGUAUUCGCCUCCAUCGAUGCAGAUCAAGAUAGCAAAGGCAGUGCUUGAUGCAGAGGUGAAGAGAUACUUCCCGUGGCAAUUCGGCAUUGACUACGACAUCAUCGGUCGCGGCAAAGCACAAGAUCUCUUCGACAGCCAAGUUGACGUUCGCGACAUCCUUCGCAGCCAAUAUUCGACAAAGUGGGUCAUCGUGAGCACUGGACUCUUCAUCCCAUUCUUCUUCGAGCCUGCCUUUGGAAUUGUCAAUGCUGAGAGGACGGUCGUAACUGCGAUUGGAGGUUGGGAGAAUAAAUUAACCGCCACCAAUCCUGAAGACAUCGGCAAAUGCGUUGCUGAGCUGGCACUCGUCGAUACAGAUGCUCAAGGUGUGGUUUACGUUUCCGGGGACACAAUUUCAAUCGCGAAGUUAGCGGAUGUGGUUGAGGAUGUUAUGGGAAAGAAGGUUGAGAGGGUCUUGAAAACUGUACCUGACUUGAAGAAGGAGCUUUCUGAUAGUCCUGAUGAUGCUAUGACCAAAUAUCGGGUUGUGUUCGGCGAAGGCACUGGAACAUCUUGGUCGAGGGAGGACUCGUAUAACGCGAAGAAAGGUAUGGAGACGCAGUCAGUCGCAGACUGGGCGAAGAAGAACCUCCAGCUCGUGCAAUAA
Pseudocercospora fijiensis CIRAD86 is the source of this 894-nucleotide messenger RNA. RefSeq lists its product as uncharacterized. The transcript is spliced from 2 exons. Gene Ontology annotation, molecular function: oxidoreductase activity. Bases 1 to 894 code for a protein of 297 amino acids. The record is from RefSeq and is a predicted model, not a curated record. NCBI's taxonomy places the organism in Eukaryota, Fungi, Ascomycota, Dothideomycetes, Mycosphaerellales, Mycosphaerellaceae.